Drosophila obscura is the source of this 8711-nucleotide messenger RNA. It is a transcript of the gene tay, whose product is annotated as serine-rich adhesin for platelets. The record is from RefSeq and is a predicted model, not a curated record. The coding region runs from base 582 to 7679 and encodes 2365 amino acids. NCBI's taxonomy places the organism in Eukaryota, Metazoa, Arthropoda, Insecta, Diptera, Drosophilidae. The transcript has 14 exons.
GCCCUUCUCUAACACUUGGUGUUGGUUCUUCGUGGUUAAAAACGUUUCGGGAUCUAAAUAAUUGUUUUUAAUGCAAAAUUUAAUACAGUAUAGGCAUAUUAGCUGUACGUCUUAUACGUAAAUGCUAAGCUAUGUGCUAUCUGCAAUGAUAUGUGAUUUAAGUUCAAAAUAUGCAUGCGCAAUUGUGUUUGGUUUACAAAAAGUCCCUUGUAUGUAUGUAUGUACGUGUUGUGUAGUGCUGUUUGCGGCGCUGCGUACACAACACGUCGGGACGACAACUAUGUAUUGUAUGUUGACUGCAAUCUCAAGUGUAAGCGAGAUGACUAUUGCUACUAGAGAAGUUUUAUACAGUCUCACAGAUACAAUGUGAGCUAGCGCGCGAGCGCUCUCGCAGCCGACUACGCCGACUAUGACCAUAGACGACGCAAGCAUAGAUAAAAAAAAAAACGAGCGGCCAUACAUAUGUGGAAUGAGUACAUGAUAAAGAAUGAAGUAGUGCAUAUUCCAUUUAUAAAUACAUAUGUAUAUAAACUACAAAAAUAAAUAAAGGAAUCUGAACCUGAUCCCUAAGCCACAACGUUAUGGAUCUGGAAAAUACCAAUACAAGCGCUAAAUUAAAAGCGUCAGCGACUGAAAGCGGCAUUAAUGGAUCUGGAUCACAAAAUCAGCAGCUGUCAUUACAUGACGAUACAGCAGCAGCUGGGGCUAGAGCAACAGCGUUCCAAUACCAAGAUGAUACAAAUGAGACGGCACUUGGUGUAGCGACAGUUAUGCCAACACUUGCGACAACAGUCCUUGACCUUCCUCCACCUUCUGCUAAUCUCUUAGAACAAGGAAACGUGACUUUCUCUGACUCAACAAAGCUUCCAACAGAUGGAGAAUCCAAGGUUAAACCUUCAACACAAGAAUCGACUGCGUCGAUUGAAACAGAAAUAUAUACAUCAGAAUGCACUUCUGCGUCAGCUUCAGCCUGCCCAGUAUCUGUUUCAAUGGGGCCCAGUGCAAGUGAUUUCGACUCCGAUACGGAACUCUCGAUAGUAGCUGCCGCAGCUGUGGCAGCCGUAGCUUCAACGGGGAUGGAUUUAAGAUCACCAUCUUCAUCAACAACAGGAUCUAUACUGGCUUCUGGUGGUGCUGUCCCUUUAGCAAGUACUGAAAUCGGAUCAGGAUUAGGAGCGGGUACUGUCAACACAAAUGGAUACAAUGCCAAUAAUAGCACAUCCAGUAGUGCUCACCUAAGUCUUAAUGCAAAGCAACAACGUCAGCAAAAGCGACGACGUGAGCGUGCUCAGCGUCUGCAAGCGGAGCGAGAUAGUCGGUGUAGUUCAAGUACCUUAAAUGGCACAUAUAUUGCUGGUUCUAUGGGAAUCAGUGGAUGUAGUGCUGUUAGUCUCAAUGUAACUGUUGCAGGAGCUGCAGGUCAAGGAAUCGGAGUCAUUACUACUGGUGCAUCAUCAUCUGCUCUAAUAGGUAGUGGACCGGGGGCAGGACCAGGCAAUGGCAUGAUAUAUCACAUAAAUAGCGCGGGCAGCAUGGGCGAGGACAGCAAUAAUUCCAACGGAAAUUUCACCAGCAGUAGUAAUGGCAGUAACAACCUUCUGCCCCCUACAGAUAGUAUUGCAUCAUUAUUGUUAAAUCCGCCACAUUCCCCCGAGUGCAAUUCCGGAUUAAUGGCCACGCCUAGUGACAGCGAAGGCGAAUCCCUUGAUGAGGAUCUUCUUUCAACGUCAUCAUCAUCAACGCUGUUGCUUCCACGUGACAAGCCACCACCCCGUCCUCCGCCUCCUGUUCGUAGAAAAUUACCUCGCUCUCCAGUACUCGAAGAGGAAAUCAUCGAUGGUUUUGCCAUAUUGGAGUUUAAAACAUAUGAAGAUCUCGAGUUUGCUAUUAAAUUGGGUCAAAAACGCAAGGAGAAACGCCUAUCCGCACUCGAAGAGCUAACGUCCACCUACUGCAUUGAGGAAAUGAAAAUUCCAAAGAUAAUCGAUACUGGUCAACCGCAUCCUCUGCGUGCUACUAGUUUGUCCACGCUGACUGUUGUUAGUAACACCAAUCUUAAGGAGAACACUCAGCUUCAUCAUCGCAAUGCUGUCGUUAUUAACAACAAUAUAAACCACAAUUGUACCACAUCUAAUAACAAAAUCAACAGCAGCUGUAGUGCGGUAUACAUGUUGCCCUCAGCAAGCACAGUUUCCGAUACGCAAGCGGAAUGUGUAGCACAUUGGCGAUCUGAAUACGGACAGCAGCAAGACCAAAUGCACUGCGGCAAUAGUGUCAAUAUUAAAAGUAACAUCAGCAAUGAGAAUCAAAUUAGUAAUAGUUGUAGUCAGCAAGUGAAUCACGCCAAGCAAUCAGACAAACAAUUGGAUGACGCUGGUACAGUAGCUAGCCUUACGAACAGUACAACUAAUUUUCUAGAAAACGGUAACGAUGCGCUCAUGUUGGAUAUCAGUUGCUCAACGUUAACCGAUGCAAUUAAUGAAAAUACAAAAGAUUGCAUGAAGAUGAGCAUGAUUAGUGCAAACUGUAAGAUCGAUGGCAAUAAAUCUCACAAUCCACCUGCCAGCAUUAAUAAUACUGAUGAGUUAACUAGUAAUGUUGUAACAUCAGUCGAUGUCCACAAUAACAGCAUGGAAUAUAUUGGAAAAAAAAGCAUAAAAUCAAAUGAUGCUACUGCAGUAGGAACACCCAAUAAUCACAAGAGUGUGUGUAAAAUAUCGCAGCCGACGAAAGCCAUAGAAAAAUCAAACCACUCUAAGGACUUAGAAGUUCCCACAUCCGCUGCCUGUCACACGCUGAAUAUUCAAGAUUUAACUAACGGUUCAGCGCAGGUCGUUGUUCCCACUAAUAAUAAUAAAAAGGACAACGAACAAAAUGAUAUUUUUAUUGAAGCUCCAAGAUGCAGCAGCAAGGGAGAUAAUAACUGUGAUAAUGUCUGCGGAGAGAAUAAGAAUUCUGCAAGCUUGGUGGGUAUAGAUUACCCUUCGGCGGCAAUGCAUGUUUCAAAUUCUUUACCGAAACAAGAUCGGAAGAGUCAUAGUAAGCCUUCGGACCUUUCGCUCUUAAAAAUAAUUGGAUCGGCCGUGCCUUCAACUCCGACAUUAAUGCCUGGGUCCUCAGGGGGGACAGAAAGUGAUGCACGUGAUAUUAACAACGAAAAUACGAUCGCAAGUACACAAGUUGUGGCUGUGAUUACCGGUGCUUCCGUGUCUACAUCUGCAGUCGUUCUUGCCGACAGCGGAAGUAAGGAAUGUAAUGCAAUACACAAAUGUGUUCAAGAAAAACCGCGUUAUCCCAUUAUGUGCGUUGCUCCAUCUAUCUCUCGACCUCAACAUCCCAAUGCUGGAACAUCUGUUAGAAAUGACACUAGUGUGACUGCUUCAUCGAAUAAUGAUCAACCAAUUCUUUUUGCUACAAAGAUUUCUUCAAACGGAUUACCAUCAGCGGGCCAACGGCCACUUGUUCCAUUAUUACCUUGUAGUCAAAAAACUCAUGGUGGUUUAGGACUUGGCUGCCAAUUUAGUGCGCGAAUCUCAACUUCAAGUUCUGGAUUACCGAUUUCGUCGCCGUCUUCAAGUGUAGUGCCAGCGAACAACCUGAAAUCAAACGAUACCGUUACAAGAACUAUAAGCCACAACAAUGUUACAGCUAGUGGCACUGGAUUGUUAUCUUCGUUAUCAGCAGCUUCCGUAGAAACACUAAAAAUUACUAAUGGUUCAACACCUACAUCCAGCAAUUCAGUUGUCAAUGGGUUCGUUGGUGAUUUUCCAACGAUCAAUAGCACAGCAAAAACACUAAUUAGUACACAGCCACGUGUUUCUCCUCAUGUUACUACUAAAUUGAUGUCGGCAGUAUCUACAACAACAUCGAUCAGCAAAAGCACAGUUGGAAAUUCUGGUUCAGUGUUUGGAGCAGGGGCGAGUGCACUUGGGACUACAGGGCCCCCAUUACUUUUUCCCGGAGUCCCACCCCCUCCUAUGUCUCAUGUGGCUGCGGGCAUGCCUAUGCUUAUUCAGGCACCUCCAUACCGUACACCUUAUCCUAAUUACUCUUUGUACACACCAUACAACAACAUAACGCACGGACCGUACCUGCCCCCAACAUUGCAGACUGCAUCGCCCAACAUAUCCUCUCCGCUUCGUAGCUCCGAUACACGUAGCAGUCGAGAGUCGCCAAUAGUCCCGGCAUCUUUAAAAGCGGCAUCGUUAAGUUUCACAGUGCAACAGAGUGUAUCAUCGACACCGGCGAUGCGACCCAUCACCCCACUUAAUAACAUAAGCGUUUCACAACCCGUUUCACAGUCGGUUGCAACGACAGCAAGUUUUCUUUCGGCUAACUCCACUGCGGUUCAUUCGCUAAGCCAUUUGCAUGUAUCUCAUUCCCAUCAUCUUCCAGUAUAUGCCAGUAAUUCUUUUGGCAAUGCAACUGCCGCGCUAAUUACCACAACUUCGGUACCGUCUACUCCCGCUGUAACUUCGCUUGCAACUGCUACCCCACAAGCACUCCCCCCUCCAUCUACACAAAUGCUUCCACAGGCUGGGCAGUUUCCAUCUGUCUCUCAUUUGCUAACUACGCAUCCGCAGUUAGCGGCACCAAUGCAAUCACAACACCAACAGUUUGUGCGUUGCGGAGGUACUCCUUACACAUCCACUGUUCCUGCCUCCAACUUAAGUGCUUCAGUUCUCACCGUCCAAAGUUUACCGACAACGUCGUGCUCAUCAUCUGUAUCUGCGUCAUCAUCGUCAUCUGUGAUCCAAAGAAUAAUUUCACCCAAAGGUGAAAGUCCCUGCAGCAAAGAUCGGGAUCCCGCAUACAGCACUACAAAUCUGCGAUCAAACAUAUCGGCAACAUCAUCAACAGGUGUGUCGCAGGGUGUCAGCAUAAGUGCACCAUUUUGUGCCAUCGCGCCAAGUCCAUACGUUGGUAUAACUAUUUCAUCAUCAAAUUCAUCAAUGACGGGCCAAGGGACGGGUCUAUCGUCCUAUUCUCCAAGGAAUGGGUUGUGGUUAAAUUCUACCCCUUCUACUAUGGUAUCGACACCCAUCUCAUCGACAUCUGUCAUAUUCAGUGGUAGUGCCCGUCCAACUCCACCGCCAUUAAAUAUAGGAGCAGGAAUUGGAAUUGGUAUGGUGGGGACAGUGGCUCCGACGACAAGAACUCCAUCCAAUUCAAUAUCACCACAUGAUAUGUCAUCGGCUGGUGUCAGUGGGCAUGUGACAGCCACAAACUUUCAACCUACUUCGUACUUCCCCGCACAUUUAGCACAACCAACGUCUUCUCCAGCGGCUCCAACCUCUGCUACAGCUAUUAGCUCCGUUCCGCAAAUUUCAUUGGUGUCCCACACUUUUACCACUAUUUCAACAACGGCAGCAGCUUCUGCUACUACGUCAUCGUCCAACAUACAAGGCAUAACUCAACCUACAGGUGCAAACACAAUUACAUCCACACCGCAUCCGUUUUCUGCAGAAUCUCUUUUUCAACCAAGUAAAAAUGACCAAGCAGAUUUGCUACGUCGCGAGCUAGACAGCAGGUUUUUGGAUCGGUCUGGCUUGUCUGUUCCUCCCACACCACCAUCGUCAACAUAUCUACGACAAGAGCUUCAUCAUCAUCAGCACCAGCAUACUCACUUGCACCAACAUCAGCAGUUGUUGCCAGCUGCAUCCGUAUCCACUACAGCAAUGCCCUUGCAUACAGGCCAAACAACUCCAGCGCAAAUUUUUCCGCCGCCAUUAUUUAAAGACAUUCCCAAACUCACGACUGUUGACCCCCAGUUCUAUCGGGCUGGUAUUGGAUUACCUCCUGGCGGCUAUACGAGUUACAGUUCGGCAGGUCUUUUACACACUGGUUUGGGUGGAGCAACGCCGUUCAUGCCCCCGAAUCAUUUGACCGCUUUUGCUCCCAAGAAAACUGGUCGUUGGAAUGCUAUGCAUGUUCGAAUUGCGUGGGAAAUUUAUUACCACCAAAACAAACAAAGUUCUGAUAAGACAGGAUGUCCUACAGGCGGAAAUAAUGCAAUUGGGAAUUUGAGCUCCACUAAUGCGUCAAUCACCGCAAGCAACCUGAUAACUGGAUCCGGUGGAAGUAUCAUUGUUAGCACUGCCAGCACAAUCAAUAAUGUUGGUACUGCCUCGGCUAUUGGAGGAGGUAUCGUGAGUGCAAUUGGGCCAACACCGUCAAUUAGUAUUAAAUCAUCGACAGCUAUUGCAAUGAACACAACACAACAGCAUCUUCCUCAACGGACGAAUGAACUUCCACCACCUGCAGCUUUUGCAAAUGCAUUACCAGGACGUUCUUCAUUUGAAACGUCUCCUUUGGCGGCGAGUUUCAUCGGGGCACCCCCUAGUCAUAUUGGAACGGCAGUUUCACCUUUUGGACGCUAUGUAGCUCCAUUUGGGUUUACGGGUCUGACCCAUUUCGGCGGACAUAUAGACGCAUGGAGAUCAAAUGCUAUACAACGCAGUGUUGCCUAUCAUUCAUCACCCGCUUCUGCGCCUAGCUGGCCGAUAAAAUCCGAUCCAGCUCUGGACAAUGCACGACGUGAAGCAGAGGAACGCGAGCGGGAGUCGCGGGAACGUGAACAGCGAGAGCGUGACCGACAGCGUCGCGAGCGUGAAGAGCGAGAGCGAAAAGAAAAAGAAGACAAACUAAAACGAGAGCAACUAGAAAGGGAGAGAGAACGAGAACGCGAACGUGACCGAAAAGAGCGUGAGCGAAGGGAAAUGGAACGCCGAGAAAUGGAACGGGAGCGAAUGUUGCAGCAGCAGCGAAUUAAUGAGAGCAAUAAGCAAGCUGCUGCAGCACAAGCUGCAGCUGCCGUGCCAGCCCCUGCACGAGAUCGCUCUCCACAUCGAAACGUAGGAGAACUUACCUCGGAGAUACGUAUUAAAGAAGAACAUACGCGCACAAAAGAAGAACAGGAUAUUAUGCUUAUGCGUGCAUCGGCAGCUGUCGCCGUUGUUGGAGAUCCACGCUACCAUCCGAACUCGUUGGCAGCUGUACAGGCAAAUGCUGCUGCUGUGCAUCACCAUCAUGCUAACUUUAUAGUGGCUGGUCGACAUGGAUUACCGUCGCCAUCAUCGCAUCUUUCUCGAACUAUGAUGCCACCCACCUUAAGUGUCGGCGGUCCAAUCAGUCAUUUUGCUACGCCGGGUCCUCCAGGAUGGGGCAUAGAUCCGUACCGCGAUCCUUAUCCUAUCCUGCGCUAUAAUCCCAUAAUGGAAGCAGCAUUGCGGCAUGAAGCAGAGGAACGUCAAAAAGCCAUGAAUAUAUAUGCUGCGCAAUCUGCUGCUCAUUUGCGAGGUAAGGAGCCGAGUCCCAUUCCACCUCCUUCAGUAGGUGCUUUGGGCCCUCCGUCGUCACAUCACCGCUCACAAGCAUCAUCUUUAGCCGCCGUCGUCGCUCAAACCGAUUCACAGCCUCCACUGCACAACCUACAACAGACACCACUGUCGCAACUGUCUACAGGUAUAGUGGCCGGAAAGACCACCGGUCCAUCGACACCAAUAGUCAUUCCUGUCCAACAUAUGAUUUCAGUCGAUUCAUUGAGCCACGCAACAGUUAACACAAAAAAAGAAUCAGAUCACACUAUGGGAAUAGUAGUAAGUGCCGCGGGAGUUGGGCUUAGUACAGUACCAGCCGGUCUCAUGGGAAUAUCUCCAACUUACCAACAUAAAACAUAGUAAAAAGACAAUGUUUUGAUACAGUUUAGGGCACUUUAACCCCCCUUAGAACGUUGACUGUACCCGCUCCUUCCUAAUUUACCCAGAGUUAUUUCAGCCUGAGGAAUAAUUUAGAAAAAAAUCGCAAUGCGUUUGUUAAGCAAUCAACAAGAAGAGUGACACACAAAAUAUAAUAUUUUUCUUUUAUUAUUAUUUGAAAACACAAAACAAGCUGUUUCAAAUGUUUUUCCAAUAGUGAAUUUAAAUAAUAAUAAUAAUAAUUUAAAAUGCAUAACGAAGUAUGGACUUCCAAUUUCUUUAAACCUACACACUGAGCCUCAUAUUUCGAAACAUGGUGUGCCCAACAUAAUUCUGGUCGCUUUGUUAAACAGCACUUAAUCCGAACUUUACUCAUUUACAUAUAACUGAAAACUAGUUUAAACUAGAUAUUUACGUUCGAAAAUUUAGUUUUAGUGCAUUUAUAUUAUUUUUAUAAUGUGACAUUAAGAAUGGCCAAAAGAAAUGUUGAGAAUAUCUUUUAAUCUGAUUGUACAUAUAUAUAAAAACGAUAAAAGAAAUAAUAUACUACACGUAUUACCGCAGAAUGAAACUGAUACAAUCCAAACUAUAAUGUAUAUGAUAUACAUAUGUAAGUAUGUAUGUAUAACUGUGACAGCUUCAAUCUCUUCUUGCAUUAUGUGUUUCAAGACAUUACCACAUAUGCAAUAAAUGUAAAAAUGAAAAAAUCAAUAAUAGAAUCAUUGGUAACAAAUAAUAUAAAGUUUUUCACUUGCCCAUUGUGUUCCUGUUUGUUGUGGGUAUUAUACAUACAUUUUUUGUAACUCCAAAGAUAACACGGAAUUUAAUAAUUUUAAUAACAAAGCGCUUGUGGGAGCACUUGAGACAUUUGUAAAUGGACACGAAAAAAUAUAUAUUGUAUUUUGGUUUGUAAUUUACGGUCUUGACAUAUAUUCAGAUAAUCCAUAAAAAUAUUUCUUAUGGAACUCCGCUUUGGCUCGAUUAUAUACAUAGAACAGCUGAACCCGCCGCGAC